This is a messenger RNA of Ophidiomyces ophidiicola, 1542 nucleotides long. RefSeq names its product glycylpeptide N-tetradecanoyltransferase (gene NMT1). Gene Ontology annotation, biological process: N-terminal peptidyl-glycine N-myristoylation. The transcript is spliced from 3 exons. Bases 1 to 1542 code for a protein of 513 amino acids. Lineage: Eukaryota; Fungi; Ascomycota; Eurotiomycetes; Onygenales; Onygenaceae. Gene Ontology annotation, cellular component: cytoplasm. The record is from RefSeq and is a predicted model, not a curated record. Gene Ontology annotation, molecular function: glycylpeptide N-tetradecanoyltransferase activity.
AUGGACGGCUCUGCGAACACCAACGAGUCCCCCGAUGUGCCGCAGCCUCCCCCUGCACCGGCCGAUGCAAGUGAUAUGGAAGAGGGGAAACAACCUGCCAAGGGGAAUACUGUAUCAGAGGCGGCUGUUGGGUCUAGACUGACUGACAGUAUGGCGCAAACCCUACUGGAAAUGAACCCGGCAUUGCGUGGUGAAUUGGCGGGUUUGGAUAAAGCGCAGGCCGCCGAAAUCAUGAGAACCAUGGAUGCGACGGAACUUCUUACUGGACUUUCCUUGACACAGAAGAAUCAAAAGGAUAUGGCAUCCUAUAAGUUCUGGCAGACUCAGCCGGUUAUCAGAUUUGAUGAUAAGGGUGCCGUAGCUGAUGGCGCCAUUAAGAAAAUCGACGUGGAACAAGUUCCAAAAUCUCCGGAUCCCUUACUUGACGGGUUUGAGUGGGUGACACUUGAUUUGGACAACGAGGGCGAGCUGAAAGAAUUCUAUGAACUGCUAUCAGACCAUUAUGUCGAGGAUGGCAGUGCGAUGUUCCGUUUCAACUACUCUCGGGACUUCUUAAACUGGGCACUUAAAGCCCCCGGAUGGAAGAAAGAGUGGCACGUCGGCGUUAGGGCUUCUAAAUCCCGCAAACUGGUAGCCACAAUCUGUGGUGUCCCUGCCAAUAUUGUUGUGCGCGGCCAAACGCUCAAGGUCACGGAAAUAAAUUUCCUUUGCAUUCACAAGAAGUUGCGAUCAAAGAGACUUACCCCGGUUCUUAUAAAAGAAAUUACUCGUCGGUGCUAUGUUGAUGGUGUAUUCCAGGCAAUUUACACUGCUGGAAUUAUUCUGCCAACACCCGUCAGCUCGUGUCGGUAUUAUCACCGAGCCCUAGACUGGCUAAAGCUGUUUGAAGUUGGGUUCUCCGCGCUUCCUGCAGGAUCAACGAAAGCGAGGCAGGUUACAAGAAACCAUCUUCCAACCAAGACUGGAACGCCCGGCCUGCGACCCAUGCAAAGUAAGGAUAUAGACUCAGUCCAUGACCUUCUCAACCGCUAUAUGAAGCGAUUCGACCUGGCGCAGUCGUUCAGUCGGGCAGAAAUCGAUCAUUUAUUCCUCCACAAGGAUAACUCUGGAACAGAGCAGAUCGUUUAUGCAUAUGUUGUCGAAGAGGAUGAAACGCAUAAGAUCACAGAUUUUGUCUCCUUCUAUUCACUAGAGUCAACGGUAAUUCAUAGUGAGAAACAUAAUACAAUUCGGGCAGCAUAUAUGUACUACUAUGCCACAGAAGCGGCUUUUGCCGACCGGGAAAAAGGCCUGCGAGAAAGACUAGGGUUGAUUGUAAAUGACGCUCUGGUUCUUGCAAAGAAGGAGCAUUUUGACGUAUUUAACGCUUUGACUCUACAUGACAACCCACUCUUCCUUGAGCAACUCAAAUUUGGUCCAGGAGACGGACAACUCCACUACUACCUGUUCAACUAUCGAACAGCCACCAUUGCUGGGGGCGUGAAUGAGAGAAAUUUCCCUGAUGAGAAAAAGCGAGGUGGUGUGGGCGUGGUUCUAGUUUGA